Molecule: messenger RNA, 4484 nt
Organism: Helianthus annuus (common sunflower)
Lineage: Eukaryota; Viridiplantae; Streptophyta; Magnoliopsida; Asterales; Asteraceae
Exons: 2
Coding region: 2515-4437 (640 amino acids)
Source: RefSeq, a predicted model, not a curated record
UAAAAAUCUUUACAAAUUUUCCGGAAUUUGUUAAUUUGACAAAAUCUUUGAAAAUCUGUUUACUUUCAAAUUCAAUUUUAAACAGUCUCGAGUCAAUCAUCAAAUCACCUUUGCAAUCAUCCAACCACCGUUCAUCUCUACUGUGACGAGUCGCAAUCACAUUCCACCGUUCAUCUCGAGUCCAUCGUUCCGAAGUCGCAAUCAAGGUCUCGAUUCAUCACGGUUUCCGUCUCGACUUCACAAGGUUUCGACUCACUUCAUCUUCAUAGUCUCGAGUCGCAACCGAGUUCUCGAGUCGUAACCUUUAAUCGCCACCUGCAACUCCAUAUUCUUCGGAUUAUACAAAAGCUUCGAAGUCUCGACUCGCGCCAUUCCGACUCGCAACCUCCAUACAUUUUCUGAGUUGCAACUGGUCUCGACUCUAUCCUCUACCGUUUUUGAGUCACGGUCUCGAGUUAUCUUCUCCGAGUGGUCUCGACUUAUCAUCAGCCGGUCUCGAGUCAUCAACAUUUGACUCGCAACCACGGUUCCGAGUCCGAAGUUCCCGUGUCGCAACCAUUGUCUCUCUACCAUAAUCUCCGGUCAUCCAUCACCGUUCAUCACGUGUUCUCACCAUACCUCCGAUCAACUUGCAACUUCAUCACUCUUCAUCAUCAUCACUGUUCAAUACCAGUCACCGUUCAUCACGUGUUCUCCUCCAACCUCUGCUGGUUAUCAUCGAUCAUCAUCUCCAGUUGACAACAAGCUUCAUCAUCAUCGUUCUCUUCACCGAUUCUCCGAAACAACUCCUAUCUCGCAUUUCGACCCCGCACAUCGGAACCACACAUCUUCACCACAUCAGAACCGCACACCUUCACCACAUCAUCGUUCGCGUACCAUACACUCUAUCAUUGAAGACUCAAGAACCGGUUGAUACGACCUGGUCAGAGUAGAGCUUCAGAUGAUCAAGCAACAGACCUGCAAGAUCACAAAGAGACAACACACCGUUAGCCUCGUCAACAAGGAGGGGGGCCUCUCUGUGACCAAGCUCGGGCGUGAGAAUAAGUAUUUGAGGGGAGAAAAUAGGUCAGGGAGAGAGAGAGGAGAGUUUAGAGAGAGAGAAGUAGCGAUUACCCGUUUUGGAGGUCUAAGUAUGGUAUUUAUAGCUUUUGGGUGUGCUGAUGUGGCGAGUUAGUUAGAGUCGGACCAGUCGUUAUCAUGGCGGUUAUGGAGGUGGGACCCAGUUAGUUAUGUCGCACCAUAGCAUCUGUCCGAUCCGUCUUAUGGUGCAAGGUCCGGCCCGACCUUAGUGCAUUAUGCUCGGUUCUAAUUAUGGCGACGGUUCGGUCCGGUCAGGGACGUAUCCUCAUCAAGUCCCCCUAGUUCGUAAUGUUUCUUAGAUAACAGUUUCGAACUAUGACGGUGCGAUUUUUGUGGUCUAGAUAAUUGUUUAAAUUUUGAAUUUUUAAACGGUGACCUUAGCUGGGUGACCGUCAGUCACUUUAUGUUUCCCGCCUGAUGUGACGAUUGGUGUACAUCAGCUGUCAUGACGUGUCAUCGUCUGAUUGGCUAUCUUUAAGUCGGUUCCCAUAUCCCUAUAAAAAAAGGGGAUAAACCAUCUUUCGAUUUUACCUUUUCACUUUCCACUUUUCACUUUUCAUCUUCUUCAUUCCUUCUUCUCUGAAAACAGGCGAUCUGCAAAACAGGUUAGUUUCUUCCUCAUAUGGCGACGAAAAACAACCUGUCCGGUUGCUUUAACGUUUUGAAUAAAAACGGUUUAGCUUGGUAUGUUGAAAGAUAUGCAAUCCCUGCAUCUCUGCACCCUGUUCUCCCCGAAAAGGAUACGCCUAUUUAUCCGUUUCCUCUGGGAAAAAUAGGGGUUUACACCCGUUUAUUCGAUUAUUGUAACUAUCGUUUCUCUCUGACGAAGUUCUUGAUCGGAGUUCUUACGUUCCACGAGGUUCACAUUUCUCAAAUGAACCCCUUCGGCUUUGCCAAGGUGUGUCAUUUUGAGCUGGCUUGUCGUGGUUUGGGGUCCGACCCGGACUUGGAUGUGUUCCGGGCUUUUUACAAAUUGAAUCGGUCCGGCAACUGGUACACCUUUGAGGUCAGAGAUAAUAAUUCCUGCUGCUAUACAUGGAUUACCACUAGCAUAAAGGACUGGAAAGAACGAUUUUUCUAUGUUGAUGACCGGUGCGUUCCGGAGUUUAUGGUCUGGAGAACCAAGAAGAUGAAGCUACUGUCUUCUCUUCCUGAGGACUUUGAAUUUAAUAGGGACUUAUACGCAAAUUUGAUUAAGGAAGCAGGUCGCAUUCAAAGUUAUCGGAACACAUUCUUGUUAUGGGACAGAUCAGCACGAUUUGGUCCGAGCUGGCGUGGUAUCCUACCCUUAGGUGGAACGGAGAGGGUUAGUCAUGCCCUUUUACUUUUGAUAUGAUGCUCGUCGUAUCACUUGCAUAAUUAUUUUACUUUUGCUUUUAUUUUUUCUUUUGUUAUACCGGACUUUGGAUACUACUUGCUUACUUUUUUGCAAUUAUGGGUUUGAGGGAAGCUUUAAGAUUGAAGUCCUUCGACUCCAAGGAGCUUGAGAUGCGGGCCACGAGGACAUCGAAGGGUGACCCUCCGUAUUUAAACGUGGUGCAGGAGAAUCUUUAUCAGAUCCGAGAACCAGAAGUUCCGAAUGAUCAAGGAAGUUUAGCCGGUCAAGGGGUUUCAGGCCCAAAUCCUUCGGCACAAACAGCAAAUGUUGCUCCGGCUCAAAUUGUGACGGCGACCAGUAGUGGUAAGGGUAAGGGUACUGGUUCGAUCGGAUCGAAAGGAUCCGGCUCCAAGUUUGUGAUCGAAGAUGAGGGUGUCCACCUAUCUGUGGGAGACGAAGGAGAACGUGCUGAAAAUUUAAAGGAGGGUGGUGAUGAGGAGGAGGAGAAUGAAGAUGAGCAGCCUCAGACUAGUUUGAAGAGAAAAAAGGCUCCGUCUAAGUCUGGUCCGAAACCUAGACAAAAGAAGACGAAGACCGAUUUUAAGACUAUUACUCUGGAUGACGAUGAUGAUCAAGUUACUGGAUUCUCUGCUGCUGGAGGCGUGUUAGAAAACUUAAAUGCUCAUCUUCAUGAGGGUCGUACCCCUAGGGACCAUCCAAAAAACAUUCCGUCGAGCCCCUUGUCUUUCGGAGUUGGAGUCAUCAAGGUUGUUGCUGAUGUUCGUACCUCCGAUCCUAAGAAGAUCGAGCCUUCUCCUUCGGGUAAGUUCACCACGGGGGUUGCUUCUAAUGUGUCAAGGCCGAGUCCCAAGCCUGUUGAUGGUGGGGACAGUGCCUCUUCGUCCCCUUUAUGGUUUAACACUGAAGCUGUUUUCUUAUCACGUGAGUUAGGUUUGGGCGGCAUUGAGGAUAUGGAUUCAACUCGGGCAUUGGAGAAGUAUGUCCCGGAGUGGUCGUUGACGAACAAGGACCGGAUAGUGGAUGCUUUGUCAGCGAAAAUGGCGUUAUUCCAUUUUGGGACUCCGGCUGAGCACUCUCAUUAUCAGAAGAUGAGUGGUCCGGAGCUUGGAAAUGCCCUUAUGGUAAACCAAGCCCAGUCUAACUCGUUGGUGGUAGAGUCAUAUAAACGUUGGAUUGAGUCUGAAUCGACUUGUAACAAACUCCGACGCGAGAUUGCCAAUUUGGAAAAGGAAGAUAAUGUUCGCUCGAAAACAAAGCAAGAACUUAGCUCCCUUCGGUCUCAAAUUGAUCGUUUAAAAGAGCAAAACUUGGAAGCUAAGGAAGUUAACAAGUCGUCCCAGGCCUCGGUUGCGGCCGCUUAUGAGGCUCGAGAUAAAGCCCUUCAAGAUUUGGAAACUUUUAAGUCAAAAUUUGCCGGCUUGGAAAAGAAGUUAUCUGGUGUAGAGAAAAAACAUGCGGCCGAGCUGAAGGAGAUGCAGACGUCUCAUGAUCAACUUCUGGCUGAUUAUCACCGUCUAGUUGAUGUUAAAGACGAAUUAGAGAGAGCUCGCGACAGGGAGAUUGAGUCACAUAAAGCAACGAUCGACGAGGCAAAAGGGAUGUUGGUUCGGUGUGAGCGGGAUAUGAUUGAAUCAUAUGCUCAGCUGUCGGAGCUUAAACUCACCAAGCAAUGGUUCUUAACAGAUGGGGUCGCGUGGGUUGUCAAACUGGUGCAUCAAAGCCCUGAGCUGGAGAAGGUUGUUGCUGAUCUAGUCAACAGCGUUAACGCGGUAGGAGCAAAUGAAGGAAUAAAACAAGGUUUUAAGGCUGCGCAUGACUCGGUUGGUUCUGUGGAAGAGGUUCCGGGCUAUGACGCCGGAGCUCAGGGUGCUUUGGACGCUGCAGUGAAGGCUUUCGAUGAGCUUCAGAUUUCCGUUCUUGACAAGGUGGCAGAUUUGAUAAAUGAACCUUUAUCGGUCAUUCAACAAAGAAGCCAACUUCCCAUUGUUGGAGAUAAUGAUGAUGUAGUUCAAAUUUGAUGUGUUUUUUUUGUUUGCUGUCGUAUAAUAUGUUCUGACAGUAUGUU